AUGGAUCCUUCUAUGUACAGGGCAGCAACUUGUGGUGAUGUUGGCAUCUUGCAAAAGAUUAGAAAUGGUGAGGUAUCAGUUGAUCUUCUCAGUUAUCAAACCCCUAAAGGUAACAAUGUUCUUCAUCUUGCAGCUGAAUUCAAGCGUAUCAAUGUCUUCACAGACAUCCCUCUUGACAAACAUUCACCGUUGUUCUGGUCCGUCAACAAGAUGGGUGAUACCCCCUUACACAUUGCUGCCAGAGUAGGAUGUGACGAAGUGAUAGACUUCCUCAUCGAACGUGCAAAAGCCCUACAUGUUCGAAGAGCCAACGAUCAGGAAAGGGGACCAACUUAUGCUAAAUCUUACAAAAAGUUGCUACGAAAGACCAACUUGAAAUGCAUACUGUGA
Molecule: messenger RNA, 390 nt
Organism: Fragaria vesca subsp. vesca
Lineage: Eukaryota; Viridiplantae; Streptophyta; Magnoliopsida; Rosales; Rosaceae
Exons: 1
Coding region: 1-390 (129 amino acids)
Molecular function (GO): protein binding
Source: RefSeq, a predicted model, not a curated record